Molecule: messenger RNA, 1577 nt
Organism: Humulus lupulus (European hop)
Lineage: Eukaryota; Viridiplantae; Streptophyta; Magnoliopsida; Rosales; Cannabaceae
Product: patatin-like protein 2
Exons: 7
Coding region: 130-1392 (420 amino acids)
Biological process (GO): lipid metabolic process
Molecular function (GO): monoacylglycerol lipase activity; glycerophospholipase activity
Source: RefSeq, a predicted model, not a curated record
UGGGUUAUAUAAACUUAUCAUCCCAAAGGUUUUUCUAGCUGUAGAUCGAGCUCUCGAAACUCUUUUAAAUAGCCCCAUUAUUAAUACUUCUCUUUACUAAUAAUUAAGUAUAAUUAAGAAAUAUUUGUUAUGGAAGGAAGCUAUGCCAAUAUUCCAACAAGUUUGCAGACUUCAUCGACCACUGCUACCUGUAGUAGAAAUCUAAUCACCGUUCUCAGCAUUGAUGGGGGUGGAAUCAGAGGUCUUAUCCCUGGAAUCAGUCUUGGUUUCUUAGAAAAAGAAUUACAGAAACUGGAAAAAAAUGAGGAUGCAAGACUUGCAGAUUAUUUUGAUGUGAUUACUGGAACAAGCACAGGUGGUCUUGUUACUGCCAUGUUAACUGCCCCUAAUGAAAACAACCGUCCUCUCUUUGCUGCUAAAGAUAUUAAGGAAUUCUAUCUCAACGAGUGUCCUAAAAUCUUCCCACAAAAUAGUUGUCCAGUAUUCCCGAGGUUUAAGAAGUUGAUCAAAGCUUUAGUAGGACCCAAAUACGAUGGUAAGCAUCUACGUAAACUCGUGAAAGAAAAGCUUCGUGACACAAAGUUGAGCCAGACUUUGACCAAUGUUGUUAUUCCAACCUUUGACAUCAAAGAACUCCAGCCAACUAUAUUUUCCAGCUACGAGGUUAAGAAUAAUCCAUCCUCAGAUCUCGAUGUCUUUCUCUCAGACAUUUGCAUUGCAACUUCAGCUGCUCCAACUUAUCUUCCAGCCCAUUACUUCGAAACAAAGGAUUCUAAUGGCCAAGUUAUUAGAAAAUUUCACCAUAUUGAUGGUGGUGUUGCUGCAAAUAAUCCGACUCUAGUGGCAAUUGGUGAAGUGUCGAAGGAGAUAAUACGUGGGAGUGAGGCUUUCUUUCCAAUGAAUCCAUUGGACUAUGCUCGAUUUCUGGUGAUAUCUUUAGGAACUGGCUCUGCAAAAGCUGAAAUGAAAUAUAGUGCCCCAGAUGCUGCUAAGUGGGGUUUUCUUGGUUGGUUAAACAAUGGCUGUUCUACCCCAAUUAUUGAUGUGUUUUCUCAUGCAAGUGUUGAUAUGGUCGAUCUUCAUCUCUCUGUGGUUUUCAAAGCCUUGAAUUCAGAGGAGCACUAUCUUCGAAUUCAGGAUGAUACUCUGAAUGAUGACGUAUCAUCAGUUGAUAUAGCAACGAAGAAGAAUUUGGAAGAUCUUGUCAAAGUUGGGGACGAAUUAUUGGAAAAACCAGUUUCUAGGGUUAAUUUAGAGACAGGCCGCUAUGAGAUUUGUAAGCAGGUCCAUGAGACUAAUAAAGAGGCUCUUAAAAGGUUUGCUAAACUACUUUGGGAUGAGAAGCAAUUUCGCAAUGCAAUAAGGUCUGCUAAUAAAGUCAUUACCCUCUAGCAGCUAUGAUUCUUUUCAAGAAGAUUUAUUACUGUUCAUUUUCAUUUACCAUAUAACUUUUUUUAAUCCUUAUUUUGUACGAAAUAAAUCCCCAAAAGGGUGAUAUUUAUACACUUAUAUACAGUUUGGUCGGUGUUCUCUUCAAAAAAAUAAAUAAAAAAAUACAGUUUGGUGUUAUCAAUAAA